GGGGUACGUAUAGUAUGUGGCCAGAGCAAGCAAUGCAAAGAACAAAAUGAAGCAGGAUCGGAGACAUGCAUCUAGCUGUCUAGCUAGCUAGUGUAUAUACAGUACGUAGUAGUAACUAAUAACCGGCCGCCUGCCCGUCCGUCCAUAUAUCAUCGAUAUCGAUCCUUGUACACAGCAGCCGGCCGGUCAGUAGCUAGUACCUGAAGAUCGAUCGAGAACGCAGCAGCAAGCUAAUAAGCUAGCUAUACGACGAUCAUAUACAUCGAUCGAUCGACAAGCUAGCAAAAGUAAGCUGCUGCUAACAAGCUAAUAAGUGGCAGGCAGCUAGAGCCAGCAGCUAGCACGGUCGUCGUCGGAGGCCAACUGAUCGAUCGAUCCGACAUGGCCGAGAACCUCAAGCCCGUGGCGCUGCUGCUGCUGCUGCUGAACCUGUGCAUGUACGUCAUCCUGGCUAUCAUCGGCGGGUGGGCCCUCAACGUCGCCAUCGACCGCGGCUUCAUCAUCGGCCCCGAGCUGCGGCUUCCCGCGCAUUUCCACCCCAUUUUCUUCCCCAUCGGCAACUUCGCCACCGGCUUCUUCGUCCUCUUCUCCCUCCUUGCCGGCGUCGUCGGGAUCGCAUCCGCCAUCGUGGGCUUCAACCACCUCCGCUUCUGGAACUACCACAGCCUGCAGCCCGCCGCGGCGUUGGGCCUCGGUGCCUGGGCACUCACAGUCCUAGCCAUGGGGCUAGCUUGUCAGGAAAUCUCUUUCGACCGAAGAAACGCCAAGCUGGGCACCAUGGAGACCUUCACCAUCAUCCUAACAGUGACGCAGUUCUUUUACGUGCUCGCGAUCCACGGGGGAAGUCACGGACCCGCCGUCCCGGUCGAGCGCCGCCGCAACUUUGCAGGAUGAACGAAUGGAAACAUAUAUGCAUGGCACGGAUCUGAGGCAAAGGGAGAAGGACAAAAAAAAUUAAGGGAAGGAAGGAAGAAGCCGGGUGCUUAAUUUGUUUGUUUCUUUUGGCCACUUCAUUCAAUUAUCCGUUUGCUGGAUUAAUUUAUUGUUUGAGUGCAUUCGGAGACAUACUGUAUGUGUUGACAAUUUCAAUUACAAUAUUCAUAUGGAUGGAAUUAAUCCACAACUGGUUUAAUAUUUA
Sorghum bicolor (sorghum) is the source of this 1138-nucleotide messenger RNA. RefSeq lists its product as uncharacterized. Lineage: Eukaryota; Viridiplantae; Streptophyta; Magnoliopsida; Poales; Poaceae. The transcript has 3 exons. The record is from RefSeq and is a predicted model, not a curated record. Bases 382 to 894 code for a protein of 170 amino acids.